UUUCAUUUUAAUGUUCACUUCUCUCUUUCAAACAUUACACACUUCAUAAUCACAAGGAUUUAUAUAUAUAUAUAUACACAUACCAAUACAUAUUCUUAUUCGAGCCCCUUUGAUUCUGGAACACCAACAGACUCUUCAAGGAAAAGGACAAAGUCAAAACCAUCAGUGGAAAGUUAAACAUACCUCACCUUACAAAAGGAUAGUUCUAUAAUCACAACGAUGGUCUUGGAAGCUUCUAUCUUAGUCCUGGAUAACUCAGAAUGGAUGAGAAAUGGAGACUAUACGCCAACACGUUUGGAGGCUCAGGCUGAUGCUGUCAGCUUGAUUUUUAACGCAAAGACCCAGUCUAAUCCCGAGAAUACAGUCAGUUUGAUGACCAUGGCUGGAAAAAGCCCUAAAGUGCUGGUGACAUUCACAUCAGACAUGGGCAAGAUUCUGUCUGCUCUUCAUAAUGUCUCCAUUGGUGGUCGAGCAUCCUUUACGACUAGUGUUCAGAUCGCUCAGCUUGCGCUGAAGCAUCGUCAGAACAAGAAUCAAAGACAAAGGAUCAUUGUGUUCGUAGGAAGUCCAGUGGAAGAGGAUGAAAAGAUGUUGGUUAAACUGGCCAAGAAACUAAAGAAAAACAACAUCGCAGUGGAUGUGAUCAACUUUGGGGAAGAGGCUGAGAACACAACAAAGUUGGAGGCCUUUGUGGCUGCUGUCAACAACAACGAUAAUAGCAAUCUUGUCACAGUCCCACCAGGACCACAUCUAUUGAGUGAUGUCCUUGUCAGCUCUGCUAUUGUCGCAGGAGAGGAUGGUUCGGCACCAGCAUACGUCUCCAGUGGUGGUGGAUCUUACGAGUUCGGAGUCGAUCCCAACUUGGAUCCUGAAUUGGCACUAGCACUCAGAAUUUCAAUGGAGGAGGAGCGCGCGCGUCAGGAAGCUGCUAAUAGCAGCGCCGCCACAACAGAAGGCGGAGCAGAAACUACAGUUGCUUCUACUCACGCUGCGUCUGCUAGUGCUAUCUCAACCAGCGAUGACCUGCUGGCUCAAGCACUCGCCUCAUCACAGUCGGAUGAUGACCACAACAUGGAAGGACUGACAGAGGAUGAGGAGAUGCAACGGGCAAUUCAAAUGUCAAUGGCAGGCAACGACAACUCCUCAGCAGCAGCUGAUGAAGCAAUGCAAGAUCCGGAUUUCAUGAAUUCUGUCUUAGGCUCGCUUUCAGGUGUUGACACCACAGAUCCCCGUAUCCAGAAUGUCCUUCAAGGUUUCUCGUCGGCUUCGAACAGCGCUGGAGAUGGUAAAGCGGACGACAAGGCGGACCAGGAUAAAAAAGAUGACAAAGAUAAUGAGAACAAGUAACAUAUAAUUCACAGACAAAUAGGUUACAGUAAAUAGUAUCAGGCUCAAACAACCAUAAAGAAAAAAGAAGAUUCCGAUCCUUGAUGAAAAAUGCUUAGAUUGAUGAGCUUAGAGAUAUUGCGGUAUAGGG
Messenger RNA from Lobosporangium transversale, 1477 nucleotides. RefSeq lists its product as hypothetical. NCBI's taxonomy places the organism in Eukaryota, Fungi, Mortierellomycota, Mortierellomycetes, Mortierellales, Mortierellaceae. Gene Ontology annotation, cellular component: proteasome regulatory particle, base subcomplex; nucleus; cytosol. Gene Ontology annotation, biological process: proteasome-mediated ubiquitin-dependent protein catabolic process. The transcript is spliced from 7 exons. Gene Ontology annotation, molecular function: polyubiquitin modification-dependent protein binding. The coding region runs from base 220 to 1347 and encodes 375 amino acids. The record is from RefSeq and is a predicted model, not a curated record.